This is a messenger RNA of Colletotrichum truncatum, 594 nucleotides long. Its product is annotated as DNA-directed RNA polymerase iii polypeptide. The record is from RefSeq and is a predicted model, not a curated record. Gene Ontology annotation, biological process: DNA-templated transcription; transcription initiation at RNA polymerase III promoter. NCBI's taxonomy places the organism in Eukaryota, Fungi, Ascomycota, Sordariomycetes, Glomerellales, Glomerellaceae. Gene Ontology annotation, cellular component: RNA polymerase III complex.
AUGUUCAUACUGACCAAAAUCGCGGAUCUGGUGGAGAUCGCACCAGAAGAUUUCCGCAAGAAGAGUAUGAAUGCCAUUGAGGAUAACAUCAAUGCAAAGUAUGCGAACAAGGUCAUCCAGAAGAUCGGGCUCUGCAUCUGCCUAUACGACAUCCUGUGGACAUCAGAAGGCCUCAUCGGUCAUGGCACAGGCCUUGUCAAUGUCAAUGUUGAGUUUAGAAUGAUUGUCUUCAGACCAUUCAAGGGAGAAGUCAUGAUUGGCAGAAUUAGGAGUUCUACGCCAGCCGGUAUCAACCUGAGAACGGAUUUCUUUGACGAUAUUUUCAUCCCCUUUGAUGAGCUUCCCGAAGGUGCCGAAUACAACCACUCAGAACAGCUCUGGAUCUGGAAUAUUGAAGGCGACAGGCUCUUCUACGACAACCACGAAAUGGUUCGAUUCCAGGUUAUUGACGAAGAGUGGCACGACCAAACGCCCGCGGGCCCCAGUCAAGGAGAGGAGGCCGCUCCGCCCAAACCACCUUAUAAGGUGAAGGGCACAAUGGCAAUGGAGGGUCUGGGCGUAUGCCUCUGGUGGGACGGACAGGGCAGCGAGUAG